Pristis pectinata (smalltooth sawfish) is the source of this 2797-nucleotide messenger RNA. RefSeq names its product transcription initiation factor TFIID subunit 4-like. The record is from RefSeq and is a predicted model, not a curated record. Gene Ontology annotation, molecular function: RNA polymerase II general transcription initiation factor activity; protein heterodimerization activity; DNA binding. The coding region runs from base 201 to 2396 and encodes 731 amino acids. NCBI's taxonomy places the organism in Eukaryota, Metazoa, Chordata, Chondrichthyes, Rhinopristiformes, Pristidae. The transcript is spliced from 15 exons. Gene Ontology annotation, biological process: DNA-templated transcription; transcription initiation at RNA polymerase II promoter. Gene Ontology annotation, cellular component: transcription factor TFIID complex.
CCGAGCGUCGUUGUGAGGAUGGUGGCGCCGGUCCGCCGAACCCGGGCACCGACCGAGUGAAGCCGACUUACGAGAGGCCGAGGCUAUGGGCCGGGGAGCAGGCCCCGCCCCGGUGAGAUAAGGGCGCGGAUACCCCGGCAUGGGUCCGAGGGCCGUGGCCUGAGGCGACUGCCGGGGCCCGGGCCUCCGCCGCCGCCACCAUGCCGGCUCCCGACUCUCCCAGCCCGGCGCCGCCGCCUCCUCCACCCCCGCCCGCCGCCGCCCACGGGCUGCAACCGGCGCUCAACGGCGGCGCCGGGGGACCAGCCGCCGGGCCACAGGGCAGCGCGCCCGCCGCCUCCGACACCCCUCCCGGGCCCAGUCUGGUCGUACGGCCCAACCCCAGCCCGGGUGCCGGAGCUGGAGCCGGAGCCGGAGCCCAGCCCCGCAGCGGCCCGCAGGCCGCCCCCGCCGUCAACCCGCCUCCGCCCGCCGCCGUCCUGAAGGUGAGCACCGCCGCCUCCUCGCAGAUGAGGGCCCCCCGGCUCGCCCAGACGUCGCUGCCCGUCCUGCAGAACAUCCAGGUGCCGGCGGGUAUGGUCCUUGUCCGGAGCGACAGUGGACAGCUGGUGCUGGUUCCACAGAAGGCCUUUGCUCAGGCGCAGGCCAAGGCUCGAGCACAAGCACAAGGCAACACCGCAACCGCAGCACCUACGAGUACGCACACAGUCCGAAUUUCUAAUGUGCAGGCAAAUAGAACACCGACAGUUGCCAGUCAAGUGAAACCACCUGGUGUCCAGCAGGUGAACCAAUUGCAAGCCCCAGUCCAGACAAAUACUGUACCACAGCGCAUCACUCUAGUGCAGUCACAGCCUGUGAGUGGGGCCAUUACAGGAAAAUCCAUAACGACUGUCUCUCUGAAACCAUCAACGCCUGCAAAUCAUUCUGCCCCUGCGCAAGUUGCACAAACCAGUGCUUCACCGGAAACUUUGGAAAAUGUGAAGAAAUGCAAGAACUUUCUUGCAACAUUAAUUAAACUGGCUUCCAGUGGGUCCCAGUCAAUGCAGAUGUCCAACAAUGUGAAAACUCUGGUGCAGAAUCUACUGGAUGGGAAGUUGGAAGCAGAGGAAUUCACAAGCCAGCUGUACCAAGAGCUCAAGUCUUCCCCACAGCCUUACCUUGUGCCUUUUCUCAAGCGAAGUUUACCUGCCUUACGGAAACUGAUGCCAAACUCCCAGGCCUUCAUUCAGCAGUGCCUACAGAAACCUGCAACUCCAGCCACCACGCUUGCCACUGUAUCUGGACUAUCCAAGCCACCCAACCUCGAGCAGGCUGUAAGGACGGUCACAGCGACUAGUGCUGCGCAGCAGGCAAAACCCCUGCAGGCCAAGGCACAGAUGGUAGUCCAGCAGUCUGGAGCACUUACCAAAACACAAGAAAGCAUACUGCCAAGGACACAAACAGUGACUUUGCAAAGACCUCUAAACCACAUCACUGUGCCUGUAUCGCAAAUCCAAGUCAAAGCGAUUCAAGGAGGCCCUGUGACUUCAGUAGUAAAAGUACCAACUGUACAAGCAAAUGGGAAUUCAAGUGUUCUCGUGCAUGCCUCAACUGAUGAAAGAUUCAAAAAGGAAGUUGGAGGCACUUCUUUCAGGGAUGAGGACGACAUCAAUGAUGUGGCCUCUAUGGCUGGGGUCAACAUCAAUGAAGAGAAUGCCCGCAUCCUUGCUACAAAUUCGGAGUUGGUGGGUGCUGUAAUCCGGUCUUGUAAAGAAGAAACAUUCCUGUCCUCUGUAUCCCUACAGAAAAAAACUUUAGAAAUAGGUAAGAAGCACGGUGUGACGGAGGUGAAUUCUGACGUGUUGAGCACCAUAUCUCAUGCAACACAAGAACACUUGCGGGAACUCGUGGAAAAGCUCACUGUGAUUGCACAACAUCGGAUGAAGGUGUACAAGGACAAUGACCAAUACAGCUUAUCAAGUGAUACUCGAUCACAGCUGAAGUUCUUUGAGCAGUUGGAUCGGCUGGAGAAGCAGCGGAAAGAUGAGGAUGAGAGAGAAACAAUGCUGCGAUUGGCAAAGAGUCGAGCCAAACAUGAAGAUCCGGAACAACUUCGAUUGAAGCAAAGAGCCAAAGAGAUGCAACAAUUGGAACUUGCACAGCUGGCACAGCGGGAAGCGAAUCUCGCAGCACUAGCAGCCAUCGGACCAAGGAAAAGAAAAACUCCUGAUUCACCGAGUCUCGGAACAGGAAGUGAGGGAUUAAGCAGUGGUGGGAAUGCACUUGGUGUUACACGACCCCCAUCCUUCCUGCGACAGAGAGUAACACGAGUCAAUCUCAGGGAUCUCCUCCUCUGCUUGGAGCAGGACCGAGCAACCAAUCAUUCCCUGCUCCUGUACCGAGCCUAUCUCAAAUGAAAUAAGUGGUAUGAACUGGAUCCGUGCACAGGACCUGAAGAAAACUGGUUGCAUAGACAGUGGUGGUAACUGAUGCAUUGUUUCAGGAAGCAAGACUCGGGACCCUAUCGUCCUUGUUUACUCUUGAGACUUUUUUUUAAAAAAAACAAAACUGACGGGUACAAUUUUUGUUUUGUUAAAAUUCUUAAAGGCAAAAACUGGAUUCAGUUGAACUUCCAGUAUCACUUGUGAAAAUGAAUUCCCUCCAGUUCAAAGAUGUGGAAAACCAGGAUGUUAUAGAUGCUUCAAGGUUGUAUAAUUAAAAAUAAAAAAAAUCUGAUCCAUCUCUAAGUUAACACUCCCUUCUGAUACUGUAAAAUGUAAAUGGCGUGCAUUUUUUUCAUUAAAUACAUCUGCUGUGG